UUAGAUUGGCCAUCUUGAAGGCACAACUGCAAUUUUACGUGAUUUUCGUGUUAAAUAAGUGACGGACCACAGAAAACCUUUGUGAAAACUCUUGCACGUGUCUUGCCGCAGCGGGAAAUUAUGGCAUCCGACGAGGAAAACGACGAUUACGGAGGUGCCGAAGACGAAAGUGUCGCCCAAGACGAGACUGUGGAGCAAGAAAAUGGCUCGGGAGCAUCAGACGACGAUGUUGCCUUGAAACCGGCAAACGACGAUGACGACGACUACGAGCCGGAAGACACGAAGAAACGCAAAAAGGGCAAAAAACGGAAGGCGCGCAGCGACGAGAAGCGUGGGCGAAAGAAAAAGAAGCGAAAAAAGAAUGAAAGUGGCGACGAUUCCGAUUUUCAGGAGGCAGAAGAUGCCGAUUCGGAUUAUCAGUCGUCGAAACGCAGCAAACGCGGCAAAAAAGAAGAAAAAGCAAGCAAAAGUGCUGCCAGUUCGGAGGCACAACAUCUCACGGUUGACGAAGUUUGUACGAAUUUCGAUAUGACUGACGUCGAUAUCGAGUACAGCGACAGCGAAUAUCGCAGUUUGACAACUUUGAAGGCUUUUAUGCAGCAUGUUCGUCCGAUUUUGCAAAAGGAAAAUGCUCGGGUCCCGAUGUCGAAGUUGAUGAUGUUGGUAGAGGCGAAAUGGAGACAAUUUUCGGAGGAAAAUCCGCAUAUGCAAAGUGAAGCGGGAGGCGAUGAAGAAGCGGAAGAAGAGGAACCGCCAGCAUCGCCUGAAUAUCAACCGAAGACCAGCAGACGUUCGAGCGGCAAAAAAGGCAGAAGAGCGUCGCAAAAAGUACCAACGUUGAAGAUCAAGUUUGGAAAACGCAACAAGGCGAGCUCCGAAGAUGAAGAGGAAAAGGGAUCAAAUGCUUCGGAACGUGAUUCUGAUGCUGAAUUUGAGAAAAUGUUGAUGGCCUCUGAACCCGAAGACGAUCCAAAAGACGAAGCAAAAGUCGAGACUGACCAACCCGUCGUACGCAAAAAGGCAAAAACUAAAAUCGGAGGUCGCAAAAAGUCCAAGAAAAAGCUCAAAGCCGCCACAAAUGAAGAUGGCGAACCCGAGCAUCAAGAUUACUGCGAAGUGUGUCAACAAGGCGGCGAAAUUAUCUUAUGCGACACUUGCCCGAAAGCAUAUCACUUGGUAUGUCUCGAUCCCGAGCUCGAGGAAGCGCCCGAAGGAAAAUGGUCUUGCGCAACGUGCGAAGCCGAAGGCCCCCAAAUCGAAGAAGACGACGAACAUCAAGAAUUUUGUCGCAUUUGCAAAGAUGGCGGCGAGCUAUUGUGUUGCGAUUCUUGCCCCUCAGCUUACCACACAUUCUGUUUGAAUCCUCCGCUCGACGACAUUCCCGAUGGCGAUUGGCGAUGCCCGCGUUGCAGUUGCCCCCCAUUACCGCAUCGCGUGCAAAAAAUCAUCACGUGGAAAUGGGUUGAGGAGAAAGACGAACCCGGAAGUUCGAAGCAAAUGUCUUCGGGAGGGCGUCAUCGAGAAUAUCUCGUAAAAUUCGUAGGACGCUCGUAUUGGCAUGUCGAAUGGGUCACAGAGUUGCAACUUGAUGUUUUCCAUCCGCAAAUGUUCAAAUCGUACACGCGAAAAUACGACAUGGAAGAACCCCCGAAGUACGAAGAGCCCUUGGAUGAAAACGACGGACGAGCAAAACGCAUUCAACGACAUCACAAACAUUAUCAUGCCGUUGACAAGAACUCCUUGGAGGAAAAAUACUACAAAUACGGCAUAAAACCCGAAUGGCUGGUCAUCCAACGUGUUAUUAAUCACAGUACGAAGCGCGAUGGCACAACUUUGUAUUACAUCAAAUGGCGCGAACUCGGAUACGAUCAAUGCACGUGGGACGAAGAAACUGACGAAAUCCCGGGAUUCAAAGAUGCGGUCGAGUACUAUAACGACAUGAGAAACGCCUAUUUGAGCAAUGAAAAAGGCGAUAAGAAAGGCAAGAAAAAGGGUCGAAAACGUCGUGACAAAGAAGAAGAAGGCGAAUUUACUGCGCGGAAAUAUAAUCCGCCGCCAGACAAGCCAAUUACGGAUUUAAAACGCAAAAUGGAUGUUCAACCGAGUUACAUUUCGGAAACGGGCAUGGCUUUGCAUCCAUACCAGCUCGAAGGUAUCAAUUGGUUGCGUUAUUCCUGGGCUAAUGGAACUGAUACAAUUCUCGCCGACGAAAUGGGUCUCGGAAAAACCAUUCAAACAGCGACAUUUUUGUAUACUUUAUUCAAGGAAGGGCAUUGCCGAGGUCCCUUCUUAAUUGCUGUCCCCCUAUCGACUCUGAUCAAUUGGGAACGUGAAUUCGAACUGUGGGCGCCGGAUAUGUAUUGCGUCACAUAUGUCGGCGACAAGGAUUGUCGUGCUGUAAUUCGUGAACACGAACUCAGUUUCGAAGAUGGAGCCGUGCGCGGAGGACGUGCAAGUAAAAUUCGUGCUACUUCGUUGAAAUUCAACGUUUUAAUCACGUCAUACGAGUUAAUUUCCAUCGAUCAGGCGUGUUUGAGUUCGAUUGAAUGGGAAGCACUCGUUGUCGAUGAAGCCCAUCGUUUGAAAAGUAACCAAUCAAAGUUCUUCAAAGUCUUGUCCGGAUAUACGUUGAACUAUAAACUGCUGCUGACAGGUACUCCGUUGCAAAAUAACCUCGAAGAGUUGUUCCAUUUGCUCAAUUUCCUCAACAAAGACAAGUUUAACGACUUGACGGCGUUCCAGAGCGAAUUUGCGGACAUCUCGAAGGAAGAACAAGUUAAAAAAUUGCAUGAAAUGUUGGGACCUCACAUGUUGCGACGUCUCAAGGCUGACGUACUGAAGAGUAUGCCCUCGAAAUCGGAAUUUAUCGUGCGUGUCGAACUUUCGGCAAUGCAGAAGAAAUAUUACAAAUACAUCCUGACCCGAAAUUACGAAGCCCUGAAUCCAAAAUCGGGCGGAGCUGCAUGUUCUCUGUUGAAUAUCAUGAUGGAUUUGAAAAAAUGCUGUAAUCAUCCGUAUUUGUUCCCUGCGGCGGCGGAGGAAGCUCCCUUGGGUCCCGGAGGUAAUUACGAAAUUACCGCAUUGACGAAAAGUGCGGGAAAAUUGAUGUUGCUCUCGAAAAUGUUGCGAAUUUUGCGCGAACAAAACCAUCGUGUGCUGAUUUUCUCGCAAAUGACAAAAAUGUUGGAUGUUUUGGAGGAUUUCUUGGAAGGCGAAGGAUAUCGGUAUGAACGUAUCGACGGAAAUAUCACGGGAAAUCUUCGUCAAGAAGCAAUUGAUCGAUUUAAUGCGCCCGGAGCUCCGCAAUUUGUGUUUUUGUUGUCGACUCGUGCUGGCGGUUUGGGUAUUAAUUUGGCGACGGCAGAUACUGUCAUCAUUUAUGACUCGGAUUGGAAUCCUCACAACGAUAUUCAGGCCUUUUCGCGUGCUCAUCGUAUCGGACAGGCAAACAAAGUCAUGAUUUAUCGCUUUGUCACGCGUAAUUCCGUGGAAGAGCGUGUCACGCAAGUCGCGAAGAGGAAAAUGAUGUUGACGCAUUUGGUUGUGCGACCCGGGAUGGGAAGCAAAGGUGCGAAUUUCACGAAACAAGAGUUGGAUGACAUCUUGCGAUUCGGUACGGAAGAGCUUUUUAAGGAAGAAGAGGGUAAAGAAGAUGAAGCAAUUCAUUAUGAUGACAAAGCUGUUAUGGAUUUGUUGGAUCGUGACAAGAAGGAUACCGCAAGUGAAGGAAAUGAUUCCGAUCAAACGCAACUCGCCAACGACUAUCUCUCAUCGUUCAAAGUCGCUUCAUACGCCACAAAAGGCGACGAAGAAGAAGAACCCGAAACGGAAAUCAUCAAGCAAGAAGCUGAAAACUCUGAUCCCGCUUAUUGGGUCAAACUUUUGCGACACCAUUACGAACAGCAUCAAGAAGACGUCGCCCGUACCUUGGGCAAAGGCAAACGUGUUCGCAAACAAGUCAACUACACGGAUGGCGGCGUCGUUGCUACCGAAUCUCGCGAAGACUCGACAUGGCAAGAUAACGUCUCCGACAUGUCCGAUUAUUCGGGCGGAUCUGACGAAGAACGCGACGACGACGACUUUGAUGACAAAGAUGGCGAUGUUCGUCGCAAAAAACGCAUGGAUCGCGAACGCGAUAGACCUUUGCCGCCGCUAUUGGCUCGCGUGGGCGGCAAUAUCGAAGUAUUAGGAUUCAAUGCGCGUCAACGGAAGAGUUUCUUGAAUGCGAUUAUGCGGUAUGGCAUGCCGCCGCAAGAUGCCUUCAACUCGCAAUGGCUUGUCAGAGAUUUACGGGGCAAGAGCGAGAGAAAUUUCAAGGCUUAUGUUUCGUUGUUUAUGCGUCAUUUGUGUGAACCGGGUGCGGAUACGGCGGAAACUUUUGCCGAUGGAGUGCCGCGAGAAGGUUUAAGUCGACAACAUGUGUUGACACGAAUUGGGGUCAUGUCAUUGAUUCGCAAAAAAGUUCAGGAAUUCGAACAUAUUAAUGGGUAUUACAGCAUGCCAGAAUUGGUAAGGAAACCAUGUGAACCGGUUCAAGCGAAGGAAACAGGCACUCCGGGAACGACAAGUGCAAGUGCGACGCCAGCAACGAGCGCUGCGCCAAGUCCCGCUCCAACAAAUGUCGACAAAGACGAAGAAUCAACGGAAAAUCCGAAGAAAGAAGGUGACGAAAAACCGAAAGAAGAAGCAGAAAAGAAGCCAGAAUCUGACACAAAGAUGGAAGUUGAUGAAAAAGAAGAAAAGAAAGAAAAAGAAGAACCAACUGAAGCUUCAAAAGAAACAAAAGACGACGUAAAAGAAGAAAAAACAUCAAAUUCUGAUGCAAAACCUGCAGAUUCCAAACCCAAAACCGACGACGAUGACGACGUUGUUCUCGUAAAAGACGAAUUAGAGGAAAAACGUGAACUUCUGAAGCAACAACAAAAGCUCGAUGAAACCAUCGAAGUGCACAAACGGCAAUUCAUGUUCAAUAUUGCCGAUGGCGGAUUCACAGAACUUCACACGCUUUGGCUUAACGAGGAAAAAGCUGCUGUUCCAUCGCGCGAAUACGAAAUUUGGCAUCGUCGACACGAUUAUUGGCUUCUUGCGGGCAUCGUAACGCACGGAUACGGCAGAUGGCAAGACAUCCAAAACGACAUUCGGUUCGCCAUCAUCAACGAACCCUUCAAAAUGGACGUUGGCAAGGGAAAUUUCUUGGAAAUUAAGAAUAAAUUCCUCGCGCGUCGCUUCAAAUUGCUCGAACAAGCUCUCGUGAUUGAAGAACAAUUGCGUCGUGCUGCCUACUUGAAUUUGUCGCAAGAUCCGUCGCAUCCCGCGAUGUCACUUAAUGCAAGAUUUGCUGAAGUUGAGUGUCUUGCUGAAUCGCAUCAGCAUUUGAGCAAGGAAUCGUUGGCGGGAAAUAAGCCUGCGAAUGCGGUUUUGCAUAAAGUUUUGAAUCAACUCGAGGAAUUGUUGUCGGAUAUGAAGAGUGAUGUGUCACGAUUGCCGGCGACGCUUGCACGUAUUCCGCCUGUCGCGCAACGUUUGCAAAUGUCUGAACGUUCUAUCCUUUCGCGAUUGGCUGCCACAGCAAGCAAUGCUUCAACAGCAGUAUCACAAAUGGUUCAAUUUCCCCCUGGCUUCCAAGGAGCAAAUUUGCAAAAUUUCGGAAACGCAUCGAACUUUGGUAACUUCAGACCAACAUUCUCCGUUCCCGGGCAAAAUGCACAGUAAACAACUUGUGUAUCAUCAUCCUCAUUGGAAGUUGGUCAGCUUCAGUGUUUUUCAACCUUUAUAAUAUAAACUUAGUUUAAUUCGAAUAAUAAGAAUUAGUUUUUAAAGAACAUACAAACAAAAAAAUAUUCAUUAGGAUUUUUUAAGACAAAAAAUACUUUUUUCGUUCAAUCAUGCAAAAAUGAACAGUUUUUGGCUCACUUACUUAUUCUUGUCCAGAAAUUUGAUUUUUUUACCAAUUUUUCAAGAUAACUAUGCUAUAUUAUUAUUAUUAUUAUUGAUGUGGACAGUGAAUGCAACUCCUUUAAAAAAAAGAAAAGAAGAAAAAAAAUAACAUUCUGAUUGACGAACAAAUUAGAUUGUGAAUACAUAAGAAUUUUUCUCUAUUAUAACUAAUAAUAAUAUGGAUAAUAUAAAGUAUUUUUAAUAUUUAUAAA
Molecule: messenger RNA, 6149 nt
Organism: Culicoides brevitarsis
Lineage: Eukaryota; Metazoa; Arthropoda; Insecta; Diptera; Ceratopogonidae
Gene: Mi-2
Product: chromodomain-helicase-DNA-binding protein Mi-2 homolog
Exons: 6
Coding region: 121-5712 (1863 amino acids)
Biological process (GO): negative regulation of transcription by RNA polymerase II; chromatin remodeling
Cellular component (GO): chromatin; nucleus
Molecular function (GO): DNA binding; chromatin binding; ATP hydrolysis activity
Source: RefSeq, a predicted model, not a curated record